AUGAAUCGAGACCGCUAUGAGGUCAUCAACCUGGAGGUCAGUCUUAACCCUGAUGCUCGUCUCUCUUAUGUCAACCUCAGUGUGUCCAGGUGUAUGUUUACUGUAUCUUUAUCUACAUUAUGCAAUGAUUGUGGUCCUGGCAUAGUAGUGAAGAGAUUGAGAAAAUUGGAGGAAGAAGUGAGGAGGUUGAAAGAGAAUAGUAGUGAGAAAGUAAGAGUAGAGAAAUUGAAGAAAAAGAAGAUUGAGAAUGAUGAGUCUAGUUCUAAGAGCUUGUACGCCUUGUUUGCGAAUAAAGGAGGUGAUAGUGAGAAAUCUAGGAUUGUGGAGUCUUUGAGGAUGGAGGAUCAAAUGGUGUACAAAGAGCUUUCGCUCGAAUUGGCUCUAUUUGUGAAGCAUUUGUACAAAGAAGGCUACUUUGUUAAUGCUAAUUUCUUGCCCAAUAACAAGUUUGAUAUUACUUGUUUUGUGAACAGUUAUGGCCGUGAUUUUAUUAGGUAUGCCGUGGAGAAGUUUGGCAAGGAUAACCAAGAAAUUGUAUGCAGUAAAUGCGCCUUGAAAUCAUCAUGCAAGUUUGUGAAUCAGAGUGUAUGGAAAGGCAAUAACAACAAUUUGAAUUUGGCUGUUGUAAUGAGGGUCAUACUUUUGUACGCCAUGGAAUCUGUUCCUCCACAGUUGGUAGCGCCUGACGAGAUAAAGGCUUCUGUUAGUGUAUUGCUGAAGGAGACUACUUUGUUCCUUGAUAGGUUUGUUGGUUUAUAG
Messenger RNA from Camellia sinensis, 759 nucleotides. NCBI's taxonomy places the organism in Eukaryota, Viridiplantae, Streptophyta, Magnoliopsida, Ericales, Theaceae. The record is from RefSeq and is a predicted model, not a curated record.